AUGGCGCCCCCGGUGGCACCUUCUCCGGUGGAUGUAAGUAGUGAAACGGAAUCUAUCUCAACACAGGUCCUUUCCCCUGCGAUAAAUGGUCCAGUUAAUGAUGAAAUCAAAGUUUGGGAACGCCCAUGGACAAUCCAAGAGAUCAAAGCAGCAGCAGGAAACUGGUCAUUGGCUGGAGAUGCUGGAUUACUACUUCAUUUGCAAGAUUUUUCCCAACGUAUUCUAUCUAAAACUCACGAUAUUGAGAAGCAAGUGAACAAUUUGGUCCAUGAAACAACAAUGACUGGUGUUCGUGUGAACAAUGUUUUUAAUGACUUCAUUAUGUUGGCCAAUUCCCAAUUUGUGGAAAAUCGUGUCUAUGAUGAAGACAUUAGUCAGAAAGAAAAUCUGCCUCAAGAGAAGAAGUAUAAAGAAAUUUCAAAAGAAGAAAAAGAAGCUCAACUGGUAACCAAGGUAGUCCAAGCAGUAAACUUUGGCCUUGAUGUUAUUGACCAAGCUUUUGAAAAAUUGGAUACUAAUGCUGGUAACUCUGAUUCUGAAGAUGAAGAGAGUAGUUAUGGAGUUGAUCCACUUUUUGAGGCAAAAGAUCCGUAUCUUCAGCGUUCACUUCCAUAUUUGAUAGGAAGUGCCAAUUUCAUGCAAGAUGACAAUGUAGGAUUAUUAGAAAUAUUUUCAGAAGAAGAAGGAGGUGAAACUGAUCAUGGAAGCAUUAGUGAUGACUCUGAACCAGAAAAAGGGAAACUCGACCAAAAUCAAUCUGAAUACACAGAUGAAGAUUUAUCAUCUGAUUCUGAUGAUCUCUUAAAGCCAAAAAGCAGUAAAAAUGCUCUGAAAGCUAAGUACGAUGAUUCUGAUGAAGAAGAAGAAAGUAAAGAAUACUUAUUUGACAGUAAACAAUCUGAAAAUGAAGAUGAAAAUUACUAUUCUGAAAAGAGUGAAGGUGAAACAUCAAAGACUGAAGAUAGUGAUGAGGAAAGUGAUGAGAAAGGUAACACUCCAGAGAAGCCACAAGGUUUGAUAGGAUUCCAGGCAGAACUGGCAGCCAAAUUGGGUAUACCACCAAUGGAAUCUACUACCAUUCAUGAAAAAAAUUCUAAGAAAAAGGAAAGGAAAGAGUCAGUAACUUCUGUGAAAAGGUCAAAGUAUAAAAAGAAACGUGAUGAUUAUCAAAAGGAUAGUAAUUCUUCUAAAGAAUCCAAUUUACCAUUUGGUGCUCCAGAAGAAGAUGAAAACUCUAUAUUUGGUAGGACUGGUAUGUUUUCAAACAGCAAAAAGUAUCUAUUUGAUGAUGAAGAGGAAGAAGGUGGUCUUUUUGAUGGUCUAUCUCAGAAGUCAUCUUUAAAACAGUCUUCUUCAGUCAAAGAAACUGACUCGGAUAAUUAUGAUGACUUAUUUUCAGCCCCAAUAAAAAAUGAACCAAAGAAAACUUUGCAAGAUGCCAAUCAAAAGAAACCAUCUAAGACCAAGACAUUAUUUGAUGAUGAUGACGACGACGAUGAUGAUGAUGAUCUCUUUAGUUCCAGUGUUUCUGGAAACAAACAAGUUUCUGCCAAAGCUAAACCAAAACCUGCUGUCAGUUUAUUUGGUGCUGAAGAAGAAAAAGAUUUAUUUGAUCAACACCCAGCCAAAAUGGAAAAUAGUACAAGGGCUUUUGAAAAAAGGUUACAUGCAGGAUCUAUUUGUGAUCAAAAUUUGAAUCCAUUUGCUGCCAUUAUGAAAACCCAACCAUCCUCAGAUGAGGAAGAUGACAAAGCAGAAUUAUCAGAUGGUGAUAAAUCUUUGGAUGGCAGCAUCAAAUCCAUCAAAUCAAGUACAUCUGUUUCAUCAGUCAAUAAAUUACUGGAAGCUAAUAAAUUGCGAGAAGGUCACAGUUCUUCUCAAUCAAGCAACAGCCUAUUUGCAGAUGAGCCAGACAGUGAUCUGUUCUUUACUAAACCUUCAGUUUCAGCUAGUCGGGCCAGAGCUAAAGUUGCUGGAUUAGAUUUAUUUGAUGAUGAGGAAGAGGAAGAAGAGUCAGACCCCUUUACCAAGACUAACAAUGCUCGUGGAUCUGCUGAUUCUGAGAAAGUUAACCAAGAGAAGAAGUCUCCAGCAACAGGCCUAUUUUCUGAAGGGGAGGAUGACUUAUUUUCUUCAGCGAAACCUAAAGAAAGUGUGAAAAAGAAACCAGCUGGUGGAGUUUCCUUACUUGGAGAGGUAGACAUAUUUUCAAAGUUAAAAAAAGCUCCAGAAAGGAAGGAAGAAGCAAAGAAGGUUGAAUCAGCAAAAUCCCCACCCAGACAAAGUACACUAUCAUUGUUUGAUGAUGAUGAAGAUGAGGAUGAAACAGAUACACUUUUCAAUCCAUUAUCUAAACCUGCUGCAGGUGUGACCCCAACAGCACCAAAACCUGAAACAAAACAAAGAACAAAGUCACUGUUUGAGGAUGAAGAUGUCCUGUUUGGAACACCUGAAGAGAAUCCAUCUGUUGAUCUUUUUAGUUCAGAAGGACCAUUGGCACCUAAGAAGAAAAGGGCUUCUAUACCAGCACCAACUAAAUCCAAAGUAACUGGUGCUGCCACAGACUUGUUUGGAGAUAGUGUGACCAAGAAAUCUGAACCAAAGAAAAUUGACUCCAACCAACUUGAUUCUGCUUCCACUAUUGCUACUAGUAGGACUCUAAAUAUUGAAGGGGUCACAGAAGAUGAAUCUGCUGAUUCUGAUAUUACUAAAGAAACAAAAUCAGAUGCAGCCCCUCCACUUGUUAAGAAGCCCAUUGGUGGUGUGUCUUUGUUUGGUGGAGCAGAUCCUUUUGCUGAGAUAAUGAAAAAGAAGAAAGCAGCAGAAUCUAAAAAAGAAAAAGAGGAAAAUGAAAAUCCUGCCACAACACUUGUUGAAAAAUCUGGUGAAGAGCAUCAAGCAUUAGUGAAAGAAUCAAUUCCUCCUCCAAAAAUCAGAAAGCCUUUGAGAGUUGAGUCUGAACAGCAUGAUUCAGUCAACCAGUUACCAAUUCCUCGCCCACAGCCUCCAACCAGUUUUGGCACUGACAAAUUAGAAUCCCCUGGAGUUUCCUUUGAUCAUCCCCCCACCCCACAGCCAUUACAGAGUGCAACAGUCACAAAGGAGCGGGCCCGCAUCUUGUCUCGUCGACGUCCUCAAAGUAGAAGAGCCCGACGAGCUGCAGCAGGGUCAGAAUUUGAUAGCACAGAUUUUUCUCCCAUUUCUCCUAUGACAGCAGUACCCUAUAUGAAUGAAGAGGGUACAUUCUCACCUGUCAAUCCAAUUGAUGCCAUGUCAGCACCUGUCCUCUAUUCUGGCAAAGAUCCUUUUAAUUACAAAGAAAUACUCAAUAGCAAGACAAAACCCUCUGCUCUCUCUACACCUACACAGGAAGAUACUCCACCCAAGGUAUCUGCACCUUUACUCUCAAAGGAAUCCAUUUCUAAAGAACAGGAAACUGACAAAGCAGUAUCAUCUCCAUUUGAGGAUGAUUUAUUUGCCAGUGCUGCAAAGAAAAUGCCUUCCAAAGACACUGUAGAUGAUACUGAUGACUUGUUUGGUCCAAGUUCUGUGCCAACUGACAACAAAAAAGCCAAGGACAUAACUGCCACAACUAAAACUGACAUAGAAGCUUCCAAAACUGAGGUUUCAUUACCAAAAUGUGAACUUGCCAAAAAAGACAUUCACAAUGAUGACGACGAUGAUGAUGAUGACAUCUUCGCUGAUGCUACCAUUUCAGUAAAUAAAAAGAAAGAUAAAAAGAUUGCUAUAAAACAUGAUGAUGGUGGUGGUGGUGAUGAUAUAUUUGCAUCAAACAGUGUUAGCACAAAGAUGUUGGGGAAAGAUUCUAAAAACGGAGGUCUGAAAACAGCUGGGAGAAAAAUCCAAAAUAAUAAUGUAACAAAAGACGAUGACCUUUUUACUGAUGAUACAGAUAUCUUUGCUAAUUUGCCAGCCACAAAACAGAAAGAAAAGAAAACUGUAACCACCACAAAAUCUGCAUCAAAGCCUUUAUUCCAAGAAGACAUUGAUGACAUUUUUGCUGAUAGUCUGCCAAGCAAGAAGGAAAGCACAGUUAGAAAGGACAAUGGUGCACCCAAAAAAUCAGAGAAACCAACAUCAAACAAAAUCUCUUCUAUAUUUGAUGAUGAUGAUGAUGACACCAGCUUGUUUGAUGAUCCACUCAGUGUAAAGAGCAAAUGA
Acanthosepion pharaonis is the source of this 4182-nucleotide messenger RNA. Lineage: Eukaryota; Metazoa; Mollusca; Cephalopoda; Sepiida; Sepiidae. The record is from the annotation of a GenBank genome assembly.